UUGAGAAACAGUGUUGAUGCAUUGCGGGUGUCUCAGUCUGUCCGUCGGUCAAACACGGCACAUACGCACGCACCAUCACACCAUACGUUCACGACCAACACACAGCCAACCCCUCACGCACCCCACCCAGAUGAUGCAAACAACCAUUCGGUGCUUUCUAGGGGGGAUGGAUACCAUACCUGUCUGUCUGUCUGUCGAAUGGUGCUGGCCCGCUGUGGCUCGAACAGCAGCAAACGUUUGUACGACGUCGAUUCUCAGGAGACGCUUCUUCUCGCCACCAGAGAGGCCCCGCUGCUUCUCGUCACCAACCACCACAUCACCAGCAGACAGGACUGCCCCCCGCACCCCUCAACAUACGGACAUCCCCCCGAAAAAUGACCCUCUACUGUACACCUUGCUCACGCGCUGCCAGCUCUAUCUGGUGCUUGUCGUUGUCACUCUGGACGGGUAAAUAGUGGCAUCCAUCGUGAGAACGCAUGUUGACGCUCGUUUGUUGGGCACCACCAUCACCUGUCAGUCACGGUAGGCAACCACACACACGUGCAGACAACAGCCAGUCAGACAGACAGGAAAAGCACGGGCAUGCCAUGUGUUUCGAGAGAGCUCGCUGUGUGGUGCGCACCUCCCGGCUGGAUCUUGACUUUCCUCAGGAUAAACGGGUCAUCCUCACUCUUCCCCCUGCACACACACACACACACACACACACAUACAUACACCGCACAGAAGGAGAGAGACACGCACGCACAGAGAGAGCGCGCCAGCCAAUACACACACAGUGACUCUUUGUGCGCGCGCGUGCGUGUGUCCAUCCACACGUACUUGUCGCCCACAGGUGUGUCCCCGUCGACACCCUCAUAGCAGCCAACGAGCACGCUGUAGUUCUCGCUGGGCACAGGCGCCUCCCUGCCCGGCUCCCCCAUCCAAUCGAUGAAAGCCUGGACGUCCUUGACUGUCUUGAAACGGUCUGUCUCGAGCCAGCUGGUCACAAGCAAACGCUGGACAUAAGGAGAGUGCUCGAACUUGAAGUAGCGGAUGUCCUCGAGGUUGAUGCGCACUGCUCGCCCUGCCGGGAUGGCCGUUUCCUGUGGAUGCGUCGCCGUUUCCUGCUGUGGGUGCGAACCGCUUCCGCCCAUUUUCCUCCGACUGCUUUGGGACUCUUUCUCCAAGCCAGCAAACCUUCCCUCUCACAAGCAACUAUCAGAUCAUCGCCAUCUUCUUUGCCGCCCUCCGCCUACUGCAUCAUUUCACCAUCAGCUCACCGACAGACAGCCACCAACCUGCACCACACCAAUCAAACCAACCAGCCUCGACGGCAUGGACACAGAGUUCUCAAUCACGUGUAUCUUCAUGCAUACCUUGGACUGCAGUUGCAGCAGCUGGUCCAGGCUGUGCUCGAUGCCCGCCGCUUCAGCCUUCAG
Messenger RNA from Vitrella brassicaformis, 1418 nucleotides. NCBI's taxonomy places the organism in Eukaryota, Vitrellaceae. The record is from the annotation of a GenBank genome assembly.